This is a messenger RNA of Colletotrichum costaricense, 534 nucleotides long. RefSeq lists its product as uncharacterized. The transcript has 2 exons. The coding region runs from base 1 to 534 and encodes 177 amino acids. NCBI's taxonomy places the organism in Eukaryota, Fungi, Ascomycota, Sordariomycetes, Glomerellales, Glomerellaceae. The record is from RefSeq and is a predicted model, not a curated record.
AUGGACUGGAAACCGUUCAGCGCCGAUGCGAGCUUGUCGCUCUACUUCUCCGACAUGGUCAGGGAUACGUCGGACGUUCCUCACGGACAGGUUCGCCAGUGUUUCGACUCCCAUGAACACUCCCACGACGAUCUCGCAAACAUCCACAUUCCAGUCAGCGAGCUUCGAGACAUGCUUAGAGUCGCCAUCGCCACCGCCAUCCAGGACCGCGAUAUCCCUCACGACGGUGAUAAGUCGGAGGAGGAGGCAGAGAUGGCAGACGGAGAUAUUGAUGGCGUGCGAACGCGACAGUCAGAAGUUUGCUGGGGAACACGCAAGAGGGCGUGUCUUGGUGGAAUGGGGCAACAUCGGCAGACGGGGUGGAACGGACGAAUCGGGCAAGAUGGCGGAUCACAUGUAUUAAGAGAUCUCGGCCCGAACAAAACACAGGUUAUCCGUGAAGGAAAUUUGCGGUCUGGUGUGUAUCUUGCCGGGUCUGGCAUGUCUCACAGGCUGGCCUCCCAAGAGGUUAUUGAGAGGCAUGUCAGGCUGUAA